This is a messenger RNA of Dendronephthya gigantea, 1225 nucleotides long. RefSeq names its product oocyte zinc finger protein XlCOF8.4-like. The transcript has 2 exons. NCBI's taxonomy places the organism in Eukaryota, Metazoa, Cnidaria, Anthozoa, Malacalcyonacea, Nephtheidae. The record is from RefSeq and is a predicted model, not a curated record. Gene Ontology annotation, cellular component: nucleus. Bases 177 to 896 code for a protein of 239 amino acids.
AUGAAGGUUGUAUCGGAAGGUGUUGUUUGAAAUCACUGAUACGUAACUACCACCUAAAGAAAUAGUUAAAUACCCAAGCUUCAGCAAGACAGGCAGAUCAAACACUAAGAUAGUACAAGAUUAUCGUGAAGACGCACAACGAAGCUAAAGCAGUGGUUGCAGUGACGCCAAACAUUAUGCGGACAAAAUCAGUGAACCCAAAGAGAGCGUACUUCAAUGUCUCAGAAAAGAAGGAUGAAACUACAGAUGAUAAGAAUGAAGUUGCGAUGCCAUUAUCCAAAGAUCAGAACUGUCCUAGGCAAAGUGAAGGUCUCGUGAAAUCUGAGAUGAAUAACAAUAUACAUUUCAACGGUUCACCAGACGUAAGGAAGGUCGCGCAGAAUGAUGUAGAAAAUACUCAAGUUUUCACUUUUAAACUGUUACCAGCAACCGUUCUUCAUGCGACGAAAUGUUCAUGUUUUGUUGUGAAGAAGGAUCAGUCUACACAGACAACAGGCGAUGCGCAGGAAUGCAGCCAAACAUCGCUGGCCGUUAACAACACGUCAACAACAUCAUCAGGUUUACCUUCGCCAAGCUGGAGUCACAGCUCUGAUUCUGAAGGAAGUUUACCAAGAACACCAAACAAAACGGUUAAAUCUUACAAUUGCUCUGUUUGUGCCAAACCAUUUCCUACACCAUCAAAACUACGCCGUCAUUUUUUAAUUCAUUCCGGAGAGAAACCGUAUUCAUGCAGUGUGUGUAGUAAGCCGUUUAAUGACCCAGCAAAUCUUAAGCGGCAUCAUUGGAGUCAUAUCAAGGAAAAACCUUUCAUUUGUGCAGAAUGUCAUGGAGAAUUUAUGACAAAAAGAGAUGCGAUGAUGCAUCUGUGUCCAGCGAUAAAAAGACGGAGAAAAUAACAUGAAAUUCCUUAAUACUGCAUGACAAAGACUACCUGUUUAAAGAUAUUUAAUAUGUUAAUAUGCUCAGUUGUCUUGGAGGUCUCAUAUGUUUUUAUUUGAACAAAGUUGCGAUCCAGAUCAUAUUAAUUGAUGUAGUACAUAAGGUUUCACGCACUAUUUCAACAGAUCACUUAUUUUCAGGAUAAUAUGAAGUAGAAACUGUUUUAUCUAGAAGUAUUUUUGUGCCGUUAGAAAAGUGUAGCGGUAUUUAUGCUGAAGGAGAUGUGUGGGCGAGCUCGUUGACAUUGUAUUUGAUACAGUUGAUUAAAAAUUUACAUUCAAAAUCA